This is a messenger RNA of Quercus lobata, 7209 nucleotides long. RefSeq names its product TMV resistance protein N-like. The transcript has 10 exons. NCBI's taxonomy places the organism in Eukaryota, Viridiplantae, Streptophyta, Magnoliopsida, Fagales, Fagaceae. The record is from RefSeq and is a predicted model, not a curated record. Bases 221 to 3967 code for a protein of 1248 amino acids. Gene Ontology annotation, molecular function: ADP binding; ATP hydrolysis activity. Gene Ontology annotation, biological process: signal transduction; defense response.
GCCUGGCAUCACAACAACUAAAACUCAAUUCAUUGGCUCUCUCAUUCUCAGCCAAUUCUCGUUCUUUCUUAAAAAACCAUUGUGAAAUAUCUCUCAUUUUUUAUUUCUCAUUCACUUCGCUUCUUAAGCUCUUACAAUUUUAAUUUUGUCACAUCUUUAUUUUCUUUCUCCUCUCCUCUUCCUUUUAGAUUUUCUCAACUGUCUUUGCAUCAAAAUCACAAUGGUCCUUUUGACCACUAGAGGAACCUCCUCUUCCUCUUUUACCCAACGAUGCAGAUAUGAUGUGUUCUUGAGUUUCAGAGGAGAAGAUACCCGCAAUGGUUUUACCAGCCAUUUGAAUGGUAUUUUGCGUUAUAAUGGUAUUAACACUUUCAUGGAUGAUGAGCUUCCAAGAGGAGAAAAAAUUUCCACUGAACUUCUUGAAGCUAUUGAAAGUUCAAAGAUUUCGAUAAUUGUAUUCUCUAAGAACUAUGCAUCCUCCACUUGGUGUUUGGAUGAACUUGUCAAGAUUCUUGAGUGUAAGAAUAGUGGCCAAAUGGUGUUACCGGUUUUUUACAAGGUGGAUCCAUCAGAUGUACGUAACCAACAGAAAAAGAUUGGAGAAGCACUCGAACAGCAUGAAAAAAAAUUUAAGGAUAAUAUAGAGAAGGUGCAGAGAUGGAGGGCAGCCCUAAAUGAAGCCAGCCAUAUAUCUGGUUGGCAUUACAAAAAUGACCACCCUCAAUUUAGAUUUAUCGAAGAAAUUUUAGAAGAGAUCAGUGCUAAAUUAAAUUGUAAACAAGUAUUUGUUGUUAAAUGCCUAGUUGGAAUAGACUCUCGCAUAGAGGAAAUAAAUUGUGUGUUAGAUAUUGAGUCAAAUGAUGUUCGCAUGUUAGUGAUCCAUGGUCUUCCUGGAAUAGGUAAGACAACAAUUGCAAAAGCUAUUUUUAACUUAAUUGCAUAUCGUUUUGAAGGAAGUAGCUUUCUAGAGGACGUUAGAGAAAACUCAAAAACAAAUGAUGGUGUACUCCAACUACAAAAGGCACUUUAUUAUGAGAUCUUAAAGGCUGGAAAAUUGAAAGUACAUGGUAUAUAUAAAAGAAUCAAUGUGAUAAUAGAAAAGCUUUGGUACAAAAAAAUUCUUUUAAUUCUAGAUGAUGUGGACAAAUUAGAACAAGUAGAAAAAUUGCUUGGAAAUUGCAAUUGGUUUGCUUCUGGAAGUAGAAUUAUAAUCACAACAAGAGAGAAAAAGUUGCUAUCUACUCUGCAAGAAGAUUGUCAUUUAUUUUACUAUGAGGUCAAGGAAUUAGAUGAAUGUGAAUCUCGUGAACUCUUUUGUCAACAUGCACUCAAAAGAAACAAGCCUACAGAAGAUUAUUCGGAGCUCGUACACCAAUUUAUAGGUCAUGCCAAAGGACUUCCAUUAGUUUUAAAAAUAAUAGGAUCUGAUUUAUAUGGCAAAAAUUUACAAUGUUGGAAAAGUGCAUUAGAUAAGUACAAAAGAAUUCCUAAUUCGGAUAUUCAAGAAGUACUUAAAAUAAGCUACGAUGGAUUGGACCAAAUUCAACAGGAUAUUUUCCUUGAUAUUGCAUGUUUUUUGAAGGGAUUCUACAUGAAUUUGGUUGUAGAUAUAUUACAAAGUAUCUAUUUUCAUGACCCAUACUGUGACAUUGAAAAACUUAUCGAUAAAUCCCUCAUAGUCAUUACAAAAGAUGACAAAUUAUUGAUGCAUGACUUAAUACAACAAAUGGGUUUGGAAAUUGCUCGACAAAGAUCAGAAGUGUCAAAAAAAUAUAGAAGGCUAUUGUGUUAUGAGGAUGCUCCUGAAGUACUAAAUGAAGAUACAGGAUUAGAUGAAAUUCGAGGCAUAACAUUGUCCUUGCCACAUCCAAGAAAGAUGCAAUUGAGUCUUGGAAAGAUGAAAAGCCUCAAAUAUUUGACAAUUCGCAAUGUAAUUUGUGAAGACCUUAAAUAUCUUCCCAAUGGGUUAAGGUUACUUGAUUGGAAUGAAUUUCCUUUAUCGUCCUUGCCGUCCACCUAUGAACCUACAAAACUCGUUGCACUUAACAUGCAAAGUAGCCACAUUGAAUUGGACAAGCAUUUCGAGAGAUGUCGGUUCGAAAAAUUGAAAUAUAUGGAUUUCGCCUAUUGUAAAAAUAUUACAAAGGUACCGGACUUAUCAGUGAUUUCUCCAAACAUAAAGGAGGUGAAAAUUUAUGGAUGCAUAAAUUUAGUUGAGGUUCAUCAAUCUAAUGGACUUCUUGAAGAGCUUGAAUUAUGGGAUCUCCGUGGAUGCCAAAAUAUUAGAAUUUUUCCAAGAAACCUCCGGUUGAAAUCUCUUAAAACGUUUUGUUUUAAUUGGUGUGGAAGUGUUCUGCAAAGAACGAAAAUAUUAGCGUUGCUUUCAUCAAUAGGAUAUCUCAUUAGCCUUCAUAGCUUGUGUAUAAGUUUAAAAAACGUGAAAGAUUCAAGUAACAUCUCUAAUUUACAAAAUCUUAGGGAGCUCUAUUUGUAUGAUUGUGAAAAUUUUCCAAAAGCCAGGGAUACUUCUGGUUGCUUCCCCAAAUUACAAUAUUUAGGUAUCCGUAACAGCAACAUCACUACCCUCCCUGAAAUUGCACGUAGAUGUCCGAAAUUAGAGACCCUUUGCAUUCACGAUUGCCGGAACCUUCGGGAAAUUCCAAGGCUUCCACCUUGUAUAAGAAGUGUAUUUGCAAUAGGGUGCAAUUUGUUGAAUUCACGAUGUAGAAGAAGAUUAUUUAGUCAGCUUGGAGAUGUGAUAGGACUUCCACGAAAUUUAGUAUGUGGUUAUUCUAAUAUGGGAUCAUCACAUCAGGAGUUUGGAUCUGAAUUGGGCUCUUCAUCUGAAUUGGGCUUCGCUUCUAAGUGGUCUCGUUAUAGCCUUGCACUUCCAGGAACUACAAUUCCAAAGUGGUUCAACCAUCUGAGUCAUGGAAGUUCCAUAUCAUUCUCAGUUGGUCAGAAAUUUCCAUCAUUUGCUUUAUGUGUUGCUUUCAACGUAAAACGCAAGGAUAAUGUGCCAUUAGUAUCUCAAGUGUUUCGUUGUUCUAUCUACUUGUUCAUUAAUGGUUUUGAAAAAAGGCUCACGACAUGUAGAUUUCCACUUGAUUCAUUAAAUUUUAUGUGGUUUCGUUAUGUAAGUGAUAGACAUAACUUAUUGAAACACAUAAUUUUAGGCGAUCGGAAUGAUGUUACUCUUCGGUGUGAAAUUUCAAAUGACUAUAGCGAAACAGCAGAAAUUACAAUAAGAAGGUGUGGGGUCCUUGUGGCAUGCAUAUGUCCCCCUUGGAAUUCUACUACAGAUAAGGUAUUAAAAGAAGCAUCUUUUGAUGAAAGAUUAAAAUGUUUUCUAUCUAGAGUGGCUGCAAAUGUUCUUCCCUUCAAGCGAAAGAUGAUCGAACGCUCUAAAACCCAAAAUGCCGAUCGUUGCCCUCUUUGUGAAAUAGCAAAAGAUUCAGCCUUACAUCUAUUUCAACGUUGUCCCUAUGCCAAAGGAACGUGGUAUGGUGGUAGAUGGGGUUUUCGCAUUGAAAUGAUCCAAGCUAAAUCUGUAAAGGAGUUCAUUGAACAAAUAGUUGACCCCCCAAAGGAAUUAUUAGCAGAAAGAGUCACCAAAGAUGAAUUCACACUGUAUGCAGUAGUGGCGAUGAAAAUCCUUUGGGAUGCACGGGUGAAAGCUCUGGUUUCAGAGACUAAAGAAAGCAUAAAUCAACUAGUCCAUCGUCUUAACACACAGUAUGACUCUAACUUGAGAUCACUUGGGGCUACGAGGGGAACAAAAGAGCAAAAAAGGGAAAGUGCUUGGACCAAACCACCUGAUCAACUAGUGAAGCUUAACUUCGAUGCGUCAUGUGAUCAAAAUAAUGUAGGCUUGGCUGUGGUUGUCAGAAAUCAAGAGGGGAAUGGCAGAGCAAUCAGACGUGGGAUAAGCCUCUGCAGUAAGUUGGGCAAUGCCAUUGGCAAAUGAGGAGAGACUUGAACAAGUUUUGGUAGAGAGUAUAAAGCUACUAUCAUCAACUUCAUUGUAAAUUCAGCUUGCAAGCUCAGCUGGGAAUGAUGGAUAUUUUGGCUUUGACUUCUUUUUCAGAUAAUAAUGUAGUGAACAGCCUCAUAAAAUGGGCAUUGGGGCCUAAUGACUCUAGUUUAUUGUUGCCUGUAAAUGUUCCCCCAGCAGUAAACAGAUAGAAGUUUGUUACCUCUCUCUCCUCUUUCUAAUAUGUUGCUCACACAAUCACACAUCCUGGUGGACUUGCAUUCGUUUUCUGCUCUUCUUCAACAUGUGUAUUUGGACUAUGAUUUAUCAAUUUAUUAAUACUUAGCACCAGUUCUGAAAGGUCACUCAGAUGCUAAUGAGGUCUCUCUUGGAAUCUUCGACCCUUUUGAAGGAAGCAGAGCAUCUUUGCUUAGACAACUGCUUGCCAGAAACUGCACUACACUUGAAGAGCCAAAGCAGUCGACCAAGACAAAAGCUGCAAGUCCAACGCAAGCACCCCACUGCCCCCAAUCAGCUUCUUGGUACUGACAAUUGGCAAACCACUUCUCUAAGCCCACCAUCACUAGCUGAAAACCUAUGGUAAACCUUAGAAUUAUUAAAAACAUCUUGUUCUUGAAUAACCCCUAAAUUUGUUCUUCUCCAGUUGCCUAGGGUCAGACUUAUUGAAGACUUGACAGAGGAAAAAGUGUUGAAAAUGAGGGUUUCUUUCACUAUCUCACACACGCCAAAAAUGGAUCAUGCCCUACAUUGCAACAUCAGUAAGACUUCUAUGGCUCUGGUUAUAAAUUGCUUUCAUUGAUGGAUUUACUAUGAAGUCAUUGUGUGGCCAUAGCUAAAGUUGAUGCAAAGGCAACAACAUUCAUUGUGAGCUGGAACUGAAUGAACUUUUGACUGUUCUUAGAUACACACCUUCUCCAACUCAAAAUUGUCACCACAGAAGUAAAUAACCAGGAUGACAGUAUUUGUGCUCUCCUUUGCCACUUCAGUGCCUUGGAUUCCCAUGGAAAGCCCAAUAAUUUUCUUCUCUUAGAAUAAGUACAUGAUUCAUACCGGCAGUUCUCUCUUCCAGUGAGUAUUUUUUGAAAAUUCCCUGUUCUACUACAGCUUCAUUGUUGAAAUCCUCAUCAAGAUUGGGAAUCCCACAUUCCAAAGCUAUCACUCUUGCUGCAUGUUCAUUGUCACCGGUGAACAUUUUGUUGUUUACUCUAGAGAGUGCAUAUAGUCUUCUUACUCUUCCUCUUUUCGAAAUCCCCAUUUCUAUUUUUCUUUGAAUUGAGGGCCUUGAUUUAGAUUAUCUCAAAAAUUUUCUUGAUUUGAUUGAUAUUGAUACCUAAAUCGUAGAUAGCCCAAUAAUGUAGUACUUUUGCUGUAUGGCUUCCAAAUCCUUCAACUGGUCAUGCAGAAAUCCUGUUUGUUAAUUGUACUAGUUGUGUUGAAACCAAAAACUUGUUGCCUUAUAACAAAAACAUUUUCUACUUUUUCUUAGGAAAUACACUCCCUCGUUGUUUCUUUACCAAGCCAAGAUUCUGUUAGCUUCAUCUCAUUAACUAUCAAGUGCCUGUUUUGUCAGUGAAAAUUUUUUUUUUUUGUGGCUCAGUCCAUUGUGUAACAAGCAGAAGGUUCUCGAACCAUGGUUUAAUCAGGCAUCAAGCAUUUCAUAGAAUAUGCCACAUGUAAGAGUAGCUGAUAAAGGCAGACCUUCCGGAGUUGCCACCAUCAUAACUGUGACUGCCGUGGCAAAAAGGCAUGAUCAAUUAUCGUGCACUAUAUCUCUAAUACUUUGAGUUUUAAAUAUUUGUAUGAGUAUUAAGAUUUAGAGUAUCAGAGCAACAAAUGUUCUCUCAUGUCAGCUCUUAAAGUUGCAUACUAUGGUUUUGUUAUUUUAAUUUUCUGUUCACUUUUUUUUUUAACAUAAUGUCUGUGUUUUCAACCAACAUCAAUGUAGUGGUUAUCUUUAACAUAAUAUUUUGCUUUAAAUCAAACUUCAGUAUGACCAGGCCGCUUGUCUUGUGCUAUUACUCUCAAGAAAGAGGCUGCCCCAGAGAAUGAUGCUUCCUAUUGGUAGUUGAGGAAAGAAAAGAUGAAUGCUCUUAACAAGUGAGUGAAAAGGCAAAGACCAAGUUGCAAUUUCAAUAAAAGUACCUGAUUGCCCUCACUCCAGCCUCCCAGAGUUUGCUUAGGUCAUUGAGUGCAGAUACUUAUGUCUUACUCCAUUGUCUCACAAUCAGAGAUCCCUAGCCAAGGCAUGAAAACUAUCAUGUAUUUCAUAGAAUAAGCCAAAGUUGUCUUCUAGCCAGAGGCAGACCUUUUGCAAUUGCCAACACCAUGAUUAUGACUAGCAGUGACAAUACGAACAAGUGCAUUGAAAUAUGUUGGUGCUGCCCAUCUCUCAAUACGUCCACCCUGAUGUCUCCACUCUUUAGGGAGAACUUUUCAAAUUGCCUGGAUUGCUUGAAGUUACAGACAGCAGAAACAGCAACAACUUGAAUGACAGCAACAAUAAUACUCCCACCAUGAUAAUCGUAUGCUGUUUGAUUCCAAAGGCAGAGAGAUUAUAGCAUAGGCCAAAAGUACAAUAACAGUGGUUGUCUCAAAUGCUUUAAAGACAUAACUGAGUUCCAAGAACCACAACUAGUGCUUUUACUCAAUACUGACAUGAAGCCUCAAAGUUCUUAUUCCUCAUCCUGUCACUGAGCCACUUCAGAUCAACACUGAGAAAGGAAAUGGAUUUGUUAUGCAAGCAACCCUCAUCAACAGGCUGCACAUCAAUGGUCUUGGUCAAUUGGUGUUGUAUACGUGAAAGAUCAGUUGUAAAUCAAUACACCUUUGGUUCAUUGCUUAGUAGGUCUUGAUUUGUGGUCCUUCCUUCUGUUGCUUUUGGGUUACAUUGGUUGAUGCCAAGAAGGUGAUAGAUGUUAUUGCUUCUGGAAAGGUACAUAUAAUCAGAACAUAAGUAGCAUCUGGCAGUUCCUCACUGUCUUAUGUGGACAAUUUGGAGGGACUUGAAUAACUGAACAUUUGAAGGCAUGGAAAAACCAGUUAAGAGAUCAAAUCUAGUUUCCUAAAUCUGCAAAUUGAAUGUUGUACAAUGAAUUUUUUGGGGUCCUUUUAAAUUUAUGAUUGUAAUUCUUUAAGAGGCUCUACAUUUUGAACACUACUCUUCUUUAAUAAACUCAUUAAUUACUUAUAAAAAAAAUAAGUGUUUGAUUGUUUUA